Xiphias gladius (swordfish) is the source of this 2148-nucleotide messenger RNA. It is a transcript of the gene klf3, whose product is annotated as Kruppel-like factor 3 (basic). The coding region runs from base 349 to 1431 and encodes 360 amino acids. The record is from RefSeq and is a predicted model, not a curated record. Gene Ontology annotation, molecular function: DNA-binding transcription factor activity, RNA polymerase II-specific; RNA polymerase II cis-regulatory region sequence-specific DNA binding. NCBI's taxonomy places the organism in Eukaryota, Metazoa, Chordata, Actinopteri, Istiophoriformes, Xiphiidae. Gene Ontology annotation, biological process: regulation of transcription by RNA polymerase II. The transcript is spliced from 6 exons.
AAAAACGGAGAGAGAGAGAGAGAGCGAGACAGAGUAACACACACACACACAGAGGGAGAGAGAGAUACAGAGAGGGGUUUCGUAACUUAGGGAAGUUUUGUGAAGCCAUCGAUCGCUGGAUCGUCUUGUUUUUCCCGAGCCAGAUGUCAGUGACACAGCGGAGGGCUGACCGUCGCCUGCGUCACUCUUUCAGCGGAGUUUGACGAUUUUCGUUUUGUUUUUUUUUUGUUUUUUGUUUUCUCGCCGAGAGGGAGCCGCUGCCGCUCAGCAAGGCAGCUGCGAAACCACCGUCUCUCCCGCAGGAAUAGACUGUCUACUCCACCUGAGAAGAGCCUGGCCUGUGCAGCCAUGCUGAUGUAUGAUUACCCUCUGAAGACAGACAUGGAGACGUCAUUCUACUCUUCGUUAGUGAAAACCCCGGAGCCAUACAGAGUGAUCUUCCCCCAUCCCGCCCCCCUCUACCACACACACAUGCACACCUUCACCCAUUCCCACACCCCCAACAACCCCACACACACCCAGCUGGAGCCAGUGGACCUGUCCCUCAGCAAGCGCUCCUCCUCCAGCUCAUCUUCCUCCUCUCCUCCCUGCUCCUCCGCCUCCUCCCCGGCCUCUUCGCGCAGCUCCCCGCCUUCGCCUUACAGCACGGCGAGCCGCGCCUCCCCACGCUGCUCCCCUCCGCACUCCCAGCUGCGCUCCUCGCCCUCCCACGCUGUCCCGCCGCCUACUCCCUCACUUCCUUACCCCACCAUGGUGGCUCCUCUCAUCAGCUCGGGCUCCGGGGUCAUCCAGGGGUCAGGGGUCAUGGUGUCUCCCGUCAUGGUGCCUCUGUCUGUCCUCUACUCCUCGCCUCUCCACCUGCACCAGCCGAUAAUGGUGAGCCCACCCAUCGCCUGUGACAACGAACAUCAUCGAAGCAGGGAGCACAAGACAGGUCACUCUGCGAAGCCCCUGGAGCUGCGAGGCGACGCCCACGACUUGCACAAGCCAAUCAAAACAGAGCCUUGCCCUGAGCUCGCUCAUGACCCUCACAGCACCCACGAGAUGAAAUCCUCGGUCAUCAGGCUACCACACGAAUACGAGGGUAACAACCCAUCAGUAAUAGUUCAUUCGGGCACAAAGCAUCCUCUCCCGGCUGACUCCCCCGACUCGCUGAAAAAGCGACGAAUUCACCGCUGCGACUUCACCGGGUGCAACAAAGUGUACACUAAGAGCUCCCACCUUAAAGCGCACCGCAGGACCCACACAGGUGAGAAGCCCUACAAGUGCAUGUGGGAGGGCUGCACGUGGAAGUUCGCCCGUUCAGACGAGCUGACAAGACACUUCCGGAAGCACACAGGAGUCAAACCCUUCCAGUGUCCCGACUGUGAACGCAGCUUCUCUCGCUCUGACCACCUGGCUUUGCACAAGAAACGCCACCUCCUGGUGUGAAACGGCACUGGGGGCAGCGUGAAAGAAACCCGGCGCUGGUUUGGACUGUACCACUUUGACUUGAGUUUGUUUGGUUUUGUUUUUUUUUUUUUUAAGAGCUGGCCUUAAACAUUGGACUCUGACGGGGAGUGUGGAAAUGUUCCUCAGGGUGCAAGUUUAGAUCCUUUCCCUUCGGUUAGCCUGAAUCGUGAGCUGGCGUCACCCAUCGGAUUCGCCGGCAGCUCGUUUUGCCCUUAUAACAGAAAUGUGGACGUUGCACCAGACCUCUGAUCGGCCGCGGAGGGUCCAAGAAGCUUUUCAAAAAAGAGGCUUGCGGCGUCUCAGCUGGCCUGAGAACAGCGCCCUCUUAAGGCCGCGGAGCCGGACUGCAUCCGACACCCGCUCAGUUUAAGCCACGCGGCGUGAUCGCGCUUCCUUCCUAGCAAGAUCAGCGCCCGUUUCUCUGCAUGCGUUCAAUUAAAGAUUGUGGACUCAGACACACACGCACCCACACCCUCACACCCACACACACACGUGUCACUUGCAAGCUAGGCCAAUAUAAUGUGAAACUUUCUAGAAUGUAUCAUAUCACACCUACUGUGCAUUGUGUCAAACGUAAUUCAUCUUCCUUUUAUAAGCGCAGCUACCUGUGUCAUAACGCUAACGCUAACUCCUCGUUCAUGGACCGAUCGCCAGCAAAACAAAAAAAAACACAAAAAAAAAAAAACACCACACCAC